AUGGGCGUCAUCAAGCUCCAUCCGAACAACGUCGAGCGCGGCAACUGCCCGGAGCUCGGCAUCCACCGCCACUCUUUAUCCAGGCAGAUUUACUCCUGCCCUCAACCCCAUGGUUCCUGGGACCCCCGAGCGUCCCCGCGCGACGCACCGUCAGCAACCCACCACAGCUACGAGAUACAGCGCUUCGAGAAGAUUGCCAGACGCCUCAACUGGAAGUUGCUGCACCUGUCUAACGGGUUCAGCCGGGCCAGCGACGUGCAUCUCAGCCCGGACCAGCGAGCAGAGUGCGAAACCAUGUUUAAGCUGGACUUCUACGAGUUUUACAUGCUGCUUGAGCGGGCUCUGGUGCACCUGCUGGGCGUCUUUGACAUCGUCGUGACGCGGGACCCGAUCUCUGGCAACGGUUCUGGGCCGAUGCUGAGGGACGGGGCCCACUCCUACCACCAUAACGUGCUGGCCGCCUUAGACGUGCCGGAGAACGAGCUGCACCGAGUGCUGGGCAAGGGAGAAGCUAGGCGCUGUCUGGCCAAGGCGAAGGAGAUGAGGAAUAGGUGGAAGUACCUGGACGACACCGCAGGCAAGGGCAUCGGGGAGAUGGCCCUAGAAGAGUACGAGGUCGACAAGAUCCUGCAAACAAUCCUCGAUGCGUUCCAGGAGGCGUACGAGAUUGCCAAGGAGCGGUUGGCUAGCGAAGUUGGUGAUAAGAAGGUGGAACCAGUUGAUUGGAGCUUCAUAGUGGAUGCCAUGGACUGGGAAGCUGUCUAG
Molecule: messenger RNA, 765 nt
Organism: Parascedosporium putredinis
Lineage: Eukaryota; Fungi; Ascomycota; Sordariomycetes; Microascales; Microascaceae
Source: the annotation of a GenBank genome assembly